AUGGUUUACUCCACUAUGUACAUAUAUUACAGGGGUUAUUUUAGCAGUAGUACAAGUAAUAUGAAAAGAAAGCUAUACUGUAUUUGGGUCUCGGAUGGCCAUGGUCACCCGAAGCACUCAAAUAAGAAAAUCCUCGGUUACCUACCAUGUACAAAUGCUACAGGGUUUAUUUUAGUAGUAUCACGCUGCACGAGUAAUAUGAAAAGAAAGCUAUACUGUAUUUGGGUCUCGGAUGGCCAUGGUCACCCGAAGCACCCAAAUAAGAAAAUCCACACAAAAAUGGUUUACCCUACUAUGUACAGAUACUCAUACUGUCAGAAAGUAUAA
This is a messenger RNA of Sclerotinia sclerotiorum 1980 UF-70, 327 nucleotides long. RefSeq lists its product with no specific name. NCBI's taxonomy places the organism in Eukaryota, Fungi, Ascomycota, Leotiomycetes, Helotiales, Sclerotiniaceae. The coding region runs from base 1 to 327 and encodes 108 amino acids. The record is from RefSeq and is a predicted model, not a curated record. The transcript has a single exon.